Patella vulgata (common limpet) is the source of this 4845-nucleotide messenger RNA. Its product is annotated as toll-like receptor 4. Bases 1220 to 3370 code for a protein of 716 amino acids. The record is from RefSeq and is a predicted model, not a curated record. The transcript has 2 exons. Gene Ontology annotation, molecular function: protein binding; transmembrane signaling receptor activity. Gene Ontology annotation, cellular component: membrane. Lineage: Eukaryota; Metazoa; Mollusca; Gastropoda; Patellidae. Gene Ontology annotation, biological process: toll-like receptor signaling pathway; inflammatory response; immune response.
UUGUCUCUACUUCCAGCUUGUGUAUCUCAAGUUUUUCAUGGUGAACCUCAUACAUGCUUUUGGACAAGAGUUUGCCACAUGUUGCUCCAUCAGUGGCAGAAAGCGUUCUACCCAACGAAAAUUUGGGAAAAAGUUAGAGCCGGUCUAAGAGACGAGAAUUAACAUUAAAGUCAAUGGGGAAACAAUUAGUGAUCUGUGGCCUGAUGACUGGCCGGGGAGUUUUCCCAGAGAACGGUAAACUUCUCUCCGUGAGCCGUGAUUGAGUGGAAUGUUAAAUUUAGACCAGAAAAUGUUGAUAUUUCUGCAAAAAGCAGGAUGGUAAAAGUUUAUGAAUGUUUCUGUAGAAUUAAUAACUAUAGAGACAAAGUACUAAAGUUCAUUGUAACAUGAAUUGAAAUAGUGUUUAAAGGUCCUACUUACGCAGUGACUAUGGCGUGAGGGAAAUUUCUCCAAGACAGCUGUGCUACAUUUAUUUGAAAUUCCAACCGUCACGGGUUCUUUAAAGUGCAGUCAACAUGUAGGCCUACACGGGAUCUUGGUUAACUAUCCCAUACAAGCAACUAGACACUGUUCCUUUCUAUAGGCCUUCUAUCCUACACCCCUAUAACUGAAAUUGCCCCACACCCACCCUUACGCCUAUAUGCACCCACACUCGAACAGACGUUACCGUGUUUCAAAGCAUUGAUCAAUUUAGUUCCUUUCGGAACGGUGUCUACGGACAAAGUCCUCAAAAAUAGACUCAGAACAGAGAAGGGGAGGAUAAAAGAGCAGUAUUUUCAUACUGCAGAGGGCAGGAACGAUCAUAGGUCUUCCUCGUUCCGAAAUGAAUUACGAACAAGGAAACUGCUAAUCUCUGCUCAGCCAAUACAGAUAUGCUCAGACCAGUGAGACAUUCAUCGCAAAACAUCUACACCAAGUUUGAACAAUCUAUCUCAAUUAAAAGUAGAGUUAUUGUGUUUAAAGGGCGUGGAGAGCAGAAAGGCGAAGGUCAAAAGCAGGGAAGUAACAACACGCGAUGUGUGAUAUUAAUUGUCAUAUUUCCUUUUAGAAACCAUGUAUUACAUAGUAAUAAAACAUAUACAAGAAACAAAGAGGAUGUCAUUUGAUAGAAUUUAAUUCGAAGUCAUUACCACGUUAGCGAAUAAUUAUAUCUUGUCUGGUAUGAAGAUCGGACAAUAUUACUAACAGUUAAAAUAACCAACUAUAUUUAUAAUAAGCCAUGGAUGUAUUAAAAGUACUGUACAAAGUAUGUGUCUUCUAUGUUUCUAUGCACAUUUCUUUUAAUACCGCUGGUGACAAUGAAUUGUUUGGAGUUCAAGUCCAUCACCCCGGGAAAAUAUGCGGUGACGAAAUGUGUACAUGCCAGGGAAACUAUGCCCUUUGCUUAAAUCGUGGUCGCCGUCUGACUUUUGUUCCAGAUUUCAAACUAGAUAUUACGAACCUGAAUUACACUGGUAAUUACCUACCAAAGAUAACGGACAACACUUUCAACAACUUAACUGAUUUGAAACUGGUCCGUCUUGGACUAAAGUCAAAUUCCAUUAUGUCUUGUGAACCCAGAUCAUUCAGUUCUCUGCUACAUCUGCGCACGCUGAUUAUAUGCCAUGAAGGGUUAAAUACAUUCUCUUUGAUGAACUGUUUGUCUAGUGUUACAAAACAAUUAACGGGUAUCAUAUUAAUAAAUCUCCCUCUGGUAGAUUUAUAUUCAUUACAUUUUUCUAAAUGUAUGGCUAAGUCUAAUCUUAAUUUUUUUAAAAUCCAAGAGAUGAACAUUAUAGUGUACAAUCACAGCAUUGUUUCUUCUUUCAAAAAAUUACAGUCUGUAACCAUCGUGCGCUGUAAAGUGACAACGGUAAAACUACAAUAUUCAGCUUCCAUAGAAAACUUUAGGCUGAUUGAUAAUAGGCUGACACAAUUUCCGGAUAUUUGUGUUAACGGAUCAGCGAUGUUCCCAAAACUCACUGAUUUAAAUUUAGACAACAAUUAUAUAAACAAUCUUCGCCCAGGGCAAUUAAGUUGCAUGAAAGCCUUGAUCAAGUUUUCUAUAAAUGAAAAUCCACUAAUUAUCAUAGAGAGUAAUAUUAUCUCAAGCCUACCGAAUAUUCAGUAUAUGUCUAUUGGCUUUAUAUACAGUACUGGACAACUGCGUGUUAAACCACAUGCUUUCAGCAGCCACAGUCUUCGGCAUCUUUCUUUCCGAAACAACAAAAUUAGAUUUGAUAAUAAGAGUUUGAGCUUGGGUGCAUUUAACCAUUGUACCAAUUUGAGGACUUUGAUUAUAUCAUCAAAUUAUUUUACAAAUACCACCGAAGAAAUGUUUGAGGAGCUAUUUAAAUCGCUAACCAAGAUAAAGAAAUUAUCUCUAACGAAUAACCGGUUACGAUUCAUUCCUAAAAUUAUUCCAAAACAAAUGAAGAAAUUAAAUGUAAUUUACCUCGCUUAUAAUGAAAUUACUCAAAUACCGGAUGGGUUCUUUGAUAACUUAAAAUCCUUAAAAAAUCUGGACAUGAGUGGUAACCAUAUAUCUCGCAUAAGCAAAAUCACAUUCUCUGAGCAAAUACUCAAAAAUAUGCAAUGGUUGGAUUUAUCAAAUAAUCCGUAUUCAUGUUCGUGUGACUUACUAUGGUUUAUUAGAUUUCUUCGCGUGAAAAAUAACUCACGUAUUUUUCGACAUUUUCCUUCGCGGUACAAAUGCAACGCUCCAGACAAAGAACAACAUAAAUAUGAAAUCACAAAAUCGUUUAUUUCUGAACGUAUAUGUACAUUGUCAAGUCAGAUUUCUUUGGGCAUUAUUUAUGUUUCGGUGACAUUUCUUCUAUUGUUAUUAACCAUUUCGAUCGUGUAUCGUUAUCGUUGGUGUUUACGUUAUCUAAUAUAUAUGGCACGAUUUCACCAAAUUCGAUUCCGAAGAUUACUAAACGAAGGGAUAAAUUAUCAAUACGAUGUUUAUCUUAGUUGUUCAGAUGGCGAUUUUGAUGAUUUUAUCUUCGAUGAAAUUGUAAAUAAAUUAGAGAAAGAUAUGGGUCUCCGUCUUUAUAUUCCGCAAAGAGAUGGACAGGGCAAUAAAAUUGAACAGAUAAUUAUAAACAUGGAUAGAAGCCGCAAGGCCUUGUUAUGUAUAUCUGAUAGAUAUGCUGAAGAUGGGUUUUGCGAGUUUGAAGCAGGGUUAGCCUAUGAGAAGUACAUCAUUGAAAAACGCGACUUAAUGAUAGUAGUUGUUUUAAAGGAGCUCGCUCCCCGGAACGUAACAAAAACCAUACAUAAAAUACUAGCUGUUAAUAAUUAUAUUAAAUGGGAUGAAGAAAAUUUGGAAUUGUUUUGGGAAAAGAUAAACACGACUAUUAAUAGAGUUGAUGAUUUGGUGCCUUAAACGAUAUAAAUGUCAUUGGUUUUCAACAAUAUCAUAAUCUCCCUUUUUUGGCAGUAGCCUACUCCGCGAAAGCCUUGGCUUAAGCCUAGCUUAUGUCGCCUCACGACACGACAAAACUGACGGCGACUCGAAAUCGACGACUGGUUUAUGAUAAGUGGAACUGAUCAGUCGUGACUGGUGUAAUUAAGUCGGACGGCUUCUCGGAGUCGCACAUGUUCUACUCCGGUAGACAAUUAGUUGUCCCAUUCGCAAGCGACAUGGGUGCGCAUACGACUACUUUGAGUCUGCGCCUCACUGCGAUUCGGUUAUUUAGUCACGUGCGACCCAGGGGCGGCGGUAACAAACAUGGCGAAUAUUUUAAAGGUUAUAUCACGCGGAUCUGAUCAGCAAUAUGUUUCACAGAGUAUUACGAAACUCUUCUAAUUUCUCUGUAAAAGAUAUGACUGCCUUCACAAACUAGGUCAUUUCGGGACUAACAUAUGGUUUAAUUUUAUUUCAAUAAUUCGCUUGCGCGUAGGGGUCUUUAGCAGUGGGAGGAAACCGGAGGACCCGGAGAAAACCCACGAGGUUGGACAGGCGACCCUACUCCUUACAACCGGGAAUUCGAAACCAUGCCAGUUGACUUAAUGACAGGCCUUAUGAUACAGCGCGCACGUUCGGCCAUCCAACCCCCAAGAGUCAACGUAUUAUCAAGUAGUGAAAACAACCGUAACGGUGCACAAAAUUUAAAGUCUGUUAUCAUGGACCUUAUAAUACGGUCCAUGCUGUUAUGUUUAUGAAUUCCAAACUAUACUAUAUCAAGUAAUCUCGUCAAUUAUGUUUGUAUUGUAUGCUGCCUUCAAUGGAUGAUUUGGUACAAGACCGACUUACUUUGGGUCAAUGAACAAGGUAGAUGCUAAUAAUUGUAGGCCGGUUGGGGAGGUUUGGGUCUAUUCCGGAUUUCAAAAUGGCCGCUUUAUAUAAAUGAGUAUUUUGGGGAAUACUAACCCUAAUCCUUAUCCUUUUAGUCUUCUAAAAAGGGUUAGGGUUCGGGUUAGUAUUCCCCCAAAUUCUCAUUUAUAUAAAGCGGCCAAAUUGGACUCCGGAAACACCCGAAUCUCCCGAACUGGCAUCUAUCUCCCAAGUCGGGUGAACAAUGAUCAGAAUAUACAUUGUUUAAUAUGCUGGUUAUAUCACAGUGAAUAUACAUGAUUUCUAUGGUAUUGCUGAUUACACUAUUUUGCCUAUACCGAUUUUUUUAGGACUUCGAAUUUUGUCAAAUGGUUAGAUUGUUCGUACUUGGUUUUAUUUUAUUAUUAUAUUGUAAAUAGUGUACAUAAUUUUUUUGUCUAUUUACGAACGGAUUUACAUGUUAAAAUUUUGGGGAGAGGAAUUAGGCCUAUAUAGGCUUUGCCUGUUUCCCAAUCCUCAAUAAUUGUGUAUCCAUAAAAAUUGUAGACUGUGUUAAGUUGUGUUUAUAUUAAUAAAGUUUAUUA